AUUGACGUGGUUGUGCCUAUAAAAAAAAAUAGUCUACUGACUGAGGCCAAGGCCUCUUAACUAGGUCUACUUAGUAUUUAGAAGCCUUAUCACAGAACAUCAGCUGGUGUUUAGGAAGUUACAGACAGAAUGAUUCAACAUAGUGUGAACUCUACCGAAGAAGCUACCGUUGGUGAUUGUUUCAGAUGGUGUUUUGUUGCCUGGCUCAACCAUCCGUAUACCUGUAUCCACUGUUAAAAACAUCAACUUGGUUAGAUCACGCUUGACCACUGGCAACAGGUUAAGGAACACUAUCAUUGGCAUCGUUACCAAGGAGAUCAGUAAGGAGUCUCAACUUGGCUCGCUCCAUGAGAUUGGCACAGCUGCAUUGGUUGUGCAGGUGACUGGUACCAAUUGGCCACGUCCAUCGUACACGCUUCUGGUUACUGGAGUAUGUAGAUUUAAAUUGUUAUCCAUCAUCCAAGAACAUCCUUACCCUGUUGGGGCAGUUAUGCAGAUUGAUUAUAACAAAAGUUUAGCGAAUGAUGGUGAUAAUGAUAUGCAGCUCAAAGCUCUUGUUGGAGAAUUCAAGGAGGCAGCCAAGAUGAUGAUAGACCUCUUGGAUGUGUCUGUACCUGCAGUUGCUAAACUCAAGGAUUUAGUUGAACAAGUGUCAAGCCAACAGUUAGCUGACUUAAUUGCAUCAUUUGUGAGAGCAACAUUGCCAGAAAAACUGCAAGUACUUGAUGCUGUUGACCUGGCUACUCGUUUGAAAGUUAUAUUUCCUCUUCUCCUGCGUCACAUACAAAAACUAAAGGAGAAUAAAGAAACGGGUGAUACAGGUAGCAGAAAAGACUUCAAGAUUGCGAAAAUGACUCGAGGAGGGAGAGGUUUAUCCCAAGAUGCAGACUCCUAUGAAGAUGACCCAAAUGAAAUUGCAGAAUUAGAAGCAAAGAUUAGAGAGGCUAAUUUACCAGAAUAUGCUUUCAAGACUGCAAUGAAGGAACUUGGACGACUGAAGCAGAUGGCACCGCACAUGCCUGAGUCUUCAAUGACCCGAAAUUACUUGGACUUGAUUGUUGAACUGCCUUGGUCAAUUUCAGUAGAAGAUACAUGCAAUAUCAGUAAAGCCAGAGCUGAUUUGGAUGCUGAUCAUUAUGGUUUGGAAAAGGUCAAGCGUCGAAUUUUGGAAUACUUGGCUGUGAGACAACUUCGUGGUGAUCUCAAAGGACCAAUAUUAUGUUUUGUGGGUCCCCCAGGAGUUGGUAAAACAAGCAUUGUUAAGUCUAUUGCAGUUACGCUUGGCCGUCCAUAUUAUCGGAUGUCAUUAGGUGGUGUGAGUGAUCAGCAUGACAUACGUGGUCAUCGCAGAACGUAUAUUGGGUCUAUGCCAGGGAGAGUGAUACAGGGACUGAGAAUCGUUGGAGUCAACAAUCCAGUUAUGUUGCUUGAUGAAAUUGACAAGCUUGGAACAGGUAUUCAUGGUGAUCCAGGUGCAGCACUCUUGGAGGUUCUUGAUCCAGAACAGAAUUCCACCUUCACAGACACCUACCUAAAUUUGCCCUUUGAUCUUUCUCAGGUACUGUUUGUGGCAACUGCAAACACACUUUCCACAAUUCCAUCUCCACUGAUGGACCGAAUGGAAGUUAUUCAUGUCCCUGGCUAUACUCAGGAUGAGAAGGUCAUGAUAGGUACUUUGCAUUUGCUUCCAAAGCAGCUUGAAGAACAUGGAUUAUCACCAGAUAUUCUUCAAAUGCCACAAGAUAUCAUCUCAGUCAUAAUUGGAGAAUACACAAGAGAAGCAGGAGUCAGGGCUCUGGAACGUAAAAUUGGUGCUAUUUGCCGUGCUGUAGCUGUACAGGUUGCAGAAACAAAGUGUGAUGAUACAGUAGGAACCAAGGCAGUUUCAGAUGUUAUAGUAGCAGAGGUAGAUCAGAUGCAUAAAGCUGAAGGAAGUCAAAAGGAGGACAGUACCCUGGAGAAAGAGGAUUCCAGUCAUCCUGUUCCCGAAGGCUCACCUGCACUCCCAAAUUUAGUGCAGCUGAAAGAACAUAUGGAAUUACCAAUAAUUGUGGAUUUAAAGAUGAUUCAUGACAUUUUAGGGCCUCCCAUCUUUCAAAGUGGUUUAACUGGUCGCGUAAGUGUUCCUGGUGUGGCGGUUGGUUUGGCUUGGACACCUGUUGGUGGAGAAGUAAUGGUUGUAGAAGCAACGAGCUCUGCUGGAGAUUCCAAUCUCACAUUGACUGGCCAACUAGGUUCAGUCAUGCAGGAGUCUGCAAAAAUUGCCCUUUCUUGGGUUCGACAGCAUGCAGAAUUGCUCCGGAUUGACAAGGACUUUAUGAAAGAUGAAGAAAUUCACAUGCACUUUCCAGCUGGAGCUAUCAGCAAGGAUGGUCCUUCAGCUGGGGUCACAAUCAUUUCAGUCUUAGUUUCUCUUUUGACAAAACGCUGUGUUCGUUCUGAUGUGGCCAUGACUGGAGAAAUCACCCUAAAUGGUGUUGUUUUACCAGUUGGGGGUAUCAAAGAGAAACUUCUAGCUGCACAUAGAGCAGGACUUACAACCGUAAUAAUUCCAGCAGCUAACAAGAAAGACCUGGGUGACAUUCCCAAUUCUGUGCUGAAUGAUGUAGAAGUGGUCCUUGUAAACACAGUGGAGGAAGUACUUCAAGCAGCAUUUGAUGAUGGGUUUGGAGAAAUGUUUGAGACUAACGGAAAAUCAAUUUCCCCUUCAAGCAAACUAUAGAAGAUUAUUUUUAAAAAAGAAAAUUAUGCCUUGUUCUUAUCGAAAACCCGUUCUUUCAUACUGCGUUUUAAGACUACCUUCAGGAACUGUAGGUUUCUAAAGCUUUCAGAAGUGGAUAAUAGUUUGUUUGGUUGGGAAAAACUGCUUUAAAUAACAACUUGAACUGUAACUUACCACUGUAUAUACAUCACUUGACGAUGCAUACUAAUUAGAAACCAUUUAGUUUCAGCUUUUGUAAAUGUGGAUUUUUUAUAUGGUUGGGAAAGGGUAAUUUUAGAAGGACUUGCAGCCAACUAUUACUGUUAAUCUUUUGUGUGUACAUAUAGGUAUGCAUAUAUUGUCAUAUAUAGGUUAAGUACAUGUACAAUAUUAUAGUUAAGACAGUAUUAUUUAAUGAUGCAUGCUGAAACUUGAAUGAUUUUGUGUUAGACCUGGGUUAUACCAAGUUCAGUAUAAAAAACAUUCCAUGUUUCAAGUAAAAGUGAGUUUGUCAUGGUUACGUGUUUUGAUGGUGCUACUUAUAUUUUGUCAUGGUUACAUGUUAUUAAUGGAUGGUGCUACUUACAUCUUAAUUUCUAAACAAAAAGACAAAAUUUAAAUAUUU
Messenger RNA from Macrobrachium nipponense, 3326 nucleotides. RefSeq names its product lon protease homolog 2, peroxisomal-like. Lineage: Eukaryota; Metazoa; Arthropoda; Malacostraca; Decapoda; Palaemonidae. The record is from RefSeq and is a predicted model, not a curated record. Gene Ontology annotation, biological process: protein targeting to peroxisome; protein catabolic process; protein processing. Gene Ontology annotation, cellular component: peroxisomal matrix. Gene Ontology annotation, molecular function: ATP hydrolysis activity; ATP binding; ATP-dependent peptidase activity.